Molecule: messenger RNA, 3096 nt
Organism: Capra hircus (goat)
Lineage: Eukaryota; Metazoa; Chordata; Mammalia; Artiodactyla; Bovidae
Gene: APBB1
Product: amyloid beta precursor protein binding family B member 1
Exons: 15
Coding region: 559-2688 (709 amino acids)
Biological process (GO): regulation of DNA-templated transcription
Cellular component (GO): cytoplasm; nucleus
Molecular function (GO): amyloid-beta binding; transcription factor binding
Source: RefSeq, a predicted model, not a curated record
CCAUUCCCUCCUUCACACUUUUCAUCUGCAUUCUCCCCUUCUUCUUGCCCUCCUGUGAAUUUCUGGCAGGGAGCUAUUCGUUCUUCACGUCUGCAAGGCCUUAGUGUCACAGUCUCACGUCCAGCCGCAGGGGUAGGGUGUGAAGAAACAUCUGGGUUCCAGUUUGUUUCCCCCACUUACCUGUGACCGCAGACAAGUCGCUUUACCUUGCUGAACCUCAGCAUCUUGUCUGCAAACUGAGGAUAAUCAGAGCAGCGACUUCACAGGGCUGGUGUGAGCACGAAUGCGUACAAAGGGUUUAACACAGAGCCUGGCACCGUGAAAGCGGUCAAUAAAUACGAGCUAUUAUUAUCACCAACGCUGUGUCCUCAUCGCUUACCACCAGGACGUCAGGGAGUGUUGCCGCGAGAGCCGAGCAGGCGGCCUCCUCCAGCCCCUCCCCGCGCGGCCGCGGCCCGGGCACCGCCACCGCGGUUCUCGCUCCAACCUCGGCUGAGCGUCGCCCCGCGGCGGUGCGGGGCCAGGGCCCUGCGGGGCGCGCAGGGAUUUGCUGAGGCCAUGUCUGUUCCAUCAUCCCUGAGCCAGUCGGCCAUUAAUGCCAACAGCCACGGAGGCCCUGCACUGAGCCUGCCCCUGCCCCUGCACACUGCCCACAACCAGCUGCUCAAUGCCAAGCUGCAGGCCACGGCCGUGGGACCCAAGGAUCUGCGCAGCGCCAUGGGGGAGGGUGGUGGGCCCGAGCCAGGCCCUGCAAAUGCCAAGUGGCUAAAGGAGGGCCAGAACCAGCUCCGGCGGGCCGCCACAGCCCACCGCGACCAGAACCGCAAUGUGACCUUGACCCUGGCUGAGGAGGCCAGCCAGGAACCCGAGAUGGCACCCCUGGGCCCCAAAGGCCUGAUGCACCUGUACUCUGAGCUGGAGCUCUCCGCCCACAAUGCGGCCAACAGAGGGCCGCGAGGACCCGGCCUGAUCAUCAGCACCCAAGAGCAGGGCCCGGACGAGGGAGAGGAGAAGGCAGCAGGCGAGGCCGAGGAGGAUGAUGAGGAAGAGGAGGAGGAAGAGGAAGAGGACUUAUCUUCUCCCCCAGGGCUGCCGGAGCCCCUGGAGAGCGCAGAGGUGCCCCCUGGGCCCCAGGCCCUGGCAGACGGCCCCCGAGAGCACAGCAAGAGCGCCAGCCUCCUGUUUGGCAUGCGGAACAGCGCAGCCAGCGACGAGGACUCGAGCUGGGCCACCUUAUCCCAGGGCAGCCCCUCUUAUGGCUCCCCGGAGGACACAGAUUCCUUUUGGAACCCCAACGCCUUCGAGACGGAUUCCGACCUGCCGGCUGGAUGGAUGAGGGUCCAGGACACCUCAGGGACCUACUACUGGCACAUCCCAACGGGGACCACUCAGUGGGAGCCCCCGGGCCGGGCCUCACCAUCACAGGGGAGCAGCCCCCGAGAGGAAUCCCAGCUCACCUGGACCGGCUUCACUCAUGGAGAACGCUUUGAGGAUGGAGAAUUUUGGAAGGACGAGCCCAGUGAGGAGGCCCCGAUGGAUUUGGGGCUGAAGGACCCCGAGGAGGGGAUGUUGCCUUUCCCAGCUCAGAGCCUCAGCCCAGAGCCAUUGCCCCAAGAGGAGGAGAAGCUGCCCCCACGGAAUGCCAACCCAGGGAUCAAGUGUUUCGCCGUUCGCUCCCUAGGCUGGGUGGAGAUGACCGAGGAGGAGCUGGCCCCUGGCCGCAGCAGCGUAGCAGUCAACAAUUGCAUCCGUCAGCUCUCCUACCACAAAAACAAUCUACACGACCCCAUGUCUGGUGGCUGGGGCGAGGGAAAGGACCUGCUGCUGCAGCUGGAGGAUGAGACGCUGAAGCUGGUGGAGCCACACAGUCAGGCCCUGCUGCACGCCCAGCCCAUCGUCAGCAUCCGCGUGUGGGGCGUCGGGCGGGACAGCGGAAGAGAGAGGGACUUUGCCUACGUAGCUCGCGAUAAGCUGACCCAGAUGCUCAAGUGCCACGUGUUUCGCUGUGAGGCACCCGCCAAGAACAUCGCCACCAGCCUGCAUGAGAUCUGCUCUAAGAUCAUGGCCGAAAGGCGCAAUGCCCGCUGCUUGGUAAACGGACUCUCCCUAGACCACUCUAAACUUGUGGACGUCCCUUUCCAAGUGGAAUUCCCAGCACCUAAGAAUGAACUGGUGCAAAAGUUCCAAGUCUAUUACCUGGGGAAUGUGCCUGUUGCUAAACCUGUUGGGGUAGAUGUGAUAAAUGGGGCCCUGGAAUCCGUCCUGUCCUCCAGGAGCCGUGAGCAGUGGACCCCAAGUCACGUCAGCGUGGCCCCUGCCACUCUCACCAUCUUGCACCAGCAGACAGAGGCAGUGCUGGGGGAGUGCCGGGUGCGCUUCCUGUCCUUCCUGGCCGUGGGCAGAGACGUCCACACGUUUGCAUUCAUCAUGGCUGCCGGCCCAGCCUCCUUCUGCUGCCACAUGUUCUGGUGCGAGCCCAAUGCUGCCAGCCUCUCGGAGGCCGUGCAGGCUGCGUGCAUGCUCCGCUACCAGAAGUGUCUGGAUGCCCGCUCCCAGGCCUCCACCUCCUGCCUCCCAGCGCCCCCAGCCGAGUCUGUUGCCCGGCGUGUGGGGUGGACCGUCCGCCGGGGCGUUCAGUCGCUGUGGGGCUCCCUCAAGCCUAAACGGCUGGGGGCCCACACCCCCUGAAGCCGUCCGUGCUCCCUCCACCUGCUUGCGUUGGGCCCCAAGGAACUCAAGGGUGCGGGGUGGGGAGGGGCCCUGCAGGCUAUUAUUAGACUUCAGGUCCCCCCCCACCAGAGUUGCCCUCCCCAGUAGCUGGGGUUCCUCACCUGGGGGCUGGGAAGGGAGAUCUAAUUCUGCAAGUGACAAUAUUGGAUUGAGAGAAGAGGAGCAGAAAGAGGAAGCAAGGCCAGCCCCAGCUCUCCAUCCCCACGUUUCAGGUGAAGCAGGAGGAACUGGUCAAGGCCAGGCUCCAUCUUCAUAGGAUCCUGCUGGGGCAGAAGCGGGGGGCCGGGCCCAGGCAUGGGUCCUCUCUCCUCUGCUCUGUGGGUACCUCUGCUGUACUGAUAUCACUAAUAAAGUCUGCCUUGCUGA